AUGCCCGUCUCCACCCUCCCCCACAGGGCUGCCCUGCUGACUGGCCGGUUCCAGAUGCGCUCUGGGGUUUACCCCAGCAUGUUCGACCCCGACUCGCGGGGAGGCCUGCCGCUCUCCGAGCUCACCAUCACAGAUGUGCUGAAGGCUAUGGGCUACACCACAGCCAUGGUCGGCAAGUGGCACCUCGGCCUGGAGCUUAAUGGCUCCUUCCUGCCCAUCCACCAGGGCUUUGACCACUUCCUUGGGGUGCCCUACUCCCAUGACCAGGGCCCCUGCCAAAAUCUCACCUGCUUCCCUCCUGACAUCAGGUGCUUUGGGACAUGUGACCAAGGCUUAGUGCUAGUCCCGCUGCUCUGGAACCCGAGCAUCGUGCAGCAGAUGGUCUCCCCUGAUCUGGUGCCACUCUACAACAAAUUCGCCUGGGACUUCAUCGCAGACUGUGCGCGCCGAGGCAUCCCCUUCCUGCUCUACUACUACGCUUUGCACCACACACACUAACCCCAUUUUGCAAGCCGGGAGCACACAAAAAGAAAAAAAAAU
Molecule: messenger RNA, 540 nt
Organism: Merops nubicus (carmine bee-eater)
Lineage: Eukaryota; Metazoa; Chordata; Aves; Coraciiformes; Meropidae
Gene: ARSA
Product: arylsulfatase A
Molecular function (GO): arylsulfatase activity
Source: RefSeq, a predicted model, not a curated record